Messenger RNA from Manacus vitellinus (golden-collared manakin), 2794 nucleotides. RefSeq names its product putative short-chain dehydrogenase/reductase family 42E member 2. Gene Ontology annotation, biological process: steroid biosynthetic process. The record is from RefSeq and is a predicted model, not a curated record. Bases 841 to 2154 code for a protein of 437 amino acids. The transcript has 12 exons. Gene Ontology annotation, molecular function: 3-beta-hydroxy-Delta5-steroid dehydrogenase (NAD+) activity. NCBI's taxonomy places the organism in Eukaryota, Metazoa, Chordata, Aves, Passeriformes, Pipridae.
GUUCUGGUUCUAAUGCCAACUACAGGGACUUAAGAACAUAUAUGUUAUGCUAAAAUAUACUUGCCUAGGUGUCAGUUUGAGUUCUUGUCAGCACAUGAACAUUAAACUACAUUUAAAUUGCAAGGCCACCUGUGAACUUGAGAUAUUUCUAACAUGCAAACAUUGAAAAUUGUAGUCAUUUAUAUUUAGAUGUGGGAGUGUUUCUUUAGCAUCUUAACUACUGCUUUAAGACUUAAUUUUAGACACACCCUUUUGAAAAUGUUGGCUUUGAUUUCUCAUUGUUGAAUUUGUAAAAGGAUAUUUGUUUUAAAAGGGCUUUAAAAUCUUAGGAUCAACGUCUAUAAUUGUUAAUCAUUUAAUUAAUUAUCAUUAAUUUAAAAUGUAUUAUUUAACAGUAAGUCACCUUUCCAUGUUGUGUUGUCUGUGAGUUAAUUCACUGCCUUCAUUCAUCUUGGAAGCCAGAGAACAACCCUUGUGCCCUCAGUUAAGCCUCUCUGCAAGUACAAAAUUGGGUUGGGGAUGAAGACAGAAGAGUGAGGAUGGAAGUGCUGGGUACCACUGCCAAACUGGAGUUUUGUUUCUUCUCUAGUACAGUUUAUCUACAGACUGGUGGUACCAAUAGUGUAUUUGUGUCACCUACUGUCUUAUACUUCUACCAGGUAACAUUAAGAGGGUCUGAUGUGGAGAAAAUAUUCUGUUAUUUUCCCAAAAAGGAACGUAAAUUAUGUACAAAUUAAGCCCUGCCCUUUUUUGGCUCACAGCCCAGCCACCAGCUACAAAGGAGCAGGAACAGCAAAAGGGCCUGAGCACACAUGAACAUCUCUGUGCUGAGAGCACCUGAUGCCCUGGAGUUACAAAUUGUCCAGCAAAGAGACCUCUCCCCAUCUCACCUGGCCAGGAAGGACUGGGACAGCUGACAGCCAGCAUUCUACCAAGGUCGUGAUGCCAGAAGGAUCCCCAGCGGAGCUCCCCAGCAACCAGGAAUGUGAGAGCCAAGGGAAGGAGCCUGCUGGGCUGCUGGGGAACAGGAGCACAAGGACAAUGGUGACAGGAGGCGGAGGCUACCUGGGAUACAAUCUGGGCUGUGCCCUGGUUAGGUCAGGAAUUGCUGUCGUUCUGUUUGAUGUACGGAAACCGAAGUGGGAGAUUCCCAACGGAGCCGAUUUUUUCGAGGGAGACGUGAGGGAUUAUGAUGCAGUGUUCAAGGCAUGUGAAGGGGUUGACUGUGUUUUUCACGUGGCUGCAUGUGGAAUGUCAGGAUUAGAACAACUUCAAAAGAAAGAUCAGAUUGAAUCCAUAAAUGUUGGAGGCACAAAAAUAAUAAUUGAUGUCUGCAAACAAAGAAAUAUCCCCAGACUGAUAUACACCAGCACAGUGAAUGUGGUGUUUGGAGGGAAUCCUAUUGAAGAAGGAGAUGAAGAAACUGUGCCGUAUUUUCCACUGGAAAAGCAAUUUAAUCAUUAUUCUAGAACCAAGGCAAUUGCAGACCAAAUGGUUCUUGCUGCUAAUGGAACUUUACUCAAAGGAGGGGACAAGCUCCACACGUGUGUGCUUCGCCCCCCAGGCAUCUACGGACCCGAAGAGCAGCGGCACCUGCCACGAGUAGCCAUAAACAUCCAGCGGAGACUUUUUAACUUCAAGUUUGGGAAUCACGAAGUUCAGAUGAACUGGGUUCACAUAGGAAAUCUAGUACAAGCUCACUUACUGGCUGCUGAGGCUCUCACCUCUGAGAAGGGUUAUGUAGCUAGUGGUCAGGCAUAUUACAUCCACGAUGGUGAAAAUGUGAUUUUCUCUGAGUGGAUCGUGCCCUUGUUUGAAAAAUUAGGCUACAGGAAACCCUGGAUACAUAUUCCUGUUCUCCUGGUUCAUAUAGCAGCCACUGUGAUGGAAUAUCUGCACCUGAUACUAAAGCCAGUUUUUAGCUUUACACCUUUCUUGACAAGGAAUGAGGUGUGGAACGUUACUGUAACUCACACGUUCCGAAUAGACAAGGCACGAAAUCAACUUGGUUACAAACCAAAGAAAUUCUCAUUCGCUGAUUCUGUGGAUCAUUAUCUCAAAACAAGACCUACUUGCCAAGAAGAUCACACAUUCCUUAAAAUGGUGUUUGUUUUUGGCAUUAUGUUAAGUUUGAUCAUUCUUUCUUUCUUCUGAAAUCAAGUAACUCCCCACCUGUUCCAGAAAACCUCGUUUUAUUUCUGAGUAUUAAUGAUCUGGUCACGGUACAUUCCUCAGCCACCAUGGACUUUGUUAUUGUUAUUACUAUGGUGACACCUCUCUGACUUCCUUAAGAAAGAAAAAAAAACAAACAAAAAAUAAUCACAAAAGUGAAAACAUGGGACACAUCAGGAAAUGUUCCCCUGGAACAACAGUGUCACAAAUCAAAGGCGUUCACCACUAACAGGUGCAGGAAUAGUGUUAAUGGAUCUUCAUUAAUUGAUUGCUUCAUGCUGAGAGGGAUUUUCUAGGAAUGAUAACUCAGGAGGGUGAGAAGCUGGAAGAAGAGGAACCAUCAUAGGACUGCAGUGCUGCCACAAGUCCAGCAGCUCCAGUGAAGAAGGGAGUGACUAAACAACUCCUCUGAUGAAGCUGCUGCUACAGCUACUGUCUGUAAGUCUGAGGAAUUAUGGAGACCUGGGAAAUAGGAAAAAAAUAUGGAAAGCAAAUAUUUAUAAAUAACAGGUGGUGAGAGGACUGAAAAUUGUAUUUAUAUAAAAAUAAUUUUAUUGUUCAAAAGCUUUGUAAAAAUGUAGUAAAUAAUAUUAUAUGUGUUUGUAAAUCAAAUAAUGUACAU